AUGAACUUCGCCUGUCUCUCUUCAAUGUAUGGCUUGGCGAAGACCACUUCGGGAGAGGGGCUGGAUGGGCCAGGAGCGGCGGGGAUAUUCCUACAGACCAACAGCUCUCGACAUCUAGCCAUGGUAGGAACCACGGCCGUCCUGCACUGCCACACUGGAGACAUCGGCGAGAGCGUGGUGUCAUGGAUCAGGCGUAGGGACUACCACCUCCUCACCGUCGGCCAACACGCGUAUAGCAGUGACGAGCGAUUCCAGGUCCGCUAUGUCAAGCAGGACAAUGACUGGCAGCUUCACCUCCGCUACGUGCAGGUGCGGGAUGCAGGAGAGUACGAGUGCCAGGUGUCGUCGCAUCCUGCCACGAGCCUCUUCUCCACACUGCAAGUCGUCGAGCCGACGGCGGAGAUCCUCGGAGGCCCGGAGAAAUACAUCAGGCGGGGCAGCUCCCUCCGCCUCGUAUGUCUCCUCAGGCACUACGAGACUCCCCCGGACUACGUGUUCUGGUACAACGGCGAGAGGAAGAUGAUCAACUACGACCAGCAGGUGACGGUAGAGACCAACAGUACAUGCAGCGUCCUCACCAUUCAGGAUGUUCAGUUCACAGACAACGGAAGGUACGCAUGUCACCCGGCCAACGCCCAACCAGCCAGCAUCCUCAUCCAUGUGUUGAACGGCGGUGAGACUCCGGCCGCCAUCCACUCGCCGGCCGCCCGUGCCGCCCUUCCCUGUCUGCCCCUGCUGCUGCUGUUGCUACUGCUGCUUAGCCUCGCCAACAUCUCCCAUCAGGUGGUGGUGGUGAGGGACGCCCAGUACCGAAUACGGCGCAUGCGCACGUACCGGCAGGAGCCCUUGUCGCCGUGCCGUGAGAUAUGUCCUUCUGUGUGA
This is a messenger RNA of Penaeus indicus, 882 nucleotides long. RefSeq names its product zwei Ig domain protein zig-8-like. The transcript has 8 exons. Gene Ontology annotation, cellular component: neuron projection membrane. The record is from RefSeq and is a predicted model, not a curated record. The coding region runs from base 1 to 882 and encodes 293 amino acids. NCBI's taxonomy places the organism in Eukaryota, Metazoa, Arthropoda, Malacostraca, Decapoda, Penaeidae. Gene Ontology annotation, biological process: synapse organization.